UGAGCAAGUUUUCUGCGCGAUUCAUGUGUGUGAUUCGCCGGGCAAAUUUUCCGUGCGAUUCAUGUGGCGAUUUGCACAGCCAGAUCAGCACGCUUCUCCGGCCAUUUAAGCUCCGCGCGGCGCGCGCGCGGAUAUAAAGCCAGCCACGGCGAGGGAGCUCGACGCAGCCUCCACGCCUCAGAACAGCCGGGCAGCGACCACCCAUCGGCCGACCGACCGAUCAGCCGAGCCCGGCCCGCCGGCCGUUCACCGCGGGCGAUGGACAAGCACGGCAGCUUCGGAGGGAGCUCGUCGUCCGAGGACGUGGAGGCGCCGCUGCUCCUGCCGCCGCCGCCGCCCGGGCGCGACGACGGGGCCAACAGGAAGGACCGGCCGGCGGCGUGGGUGCGCGCGGUGCUCGCGCACACUUACCCGGCCGUGGCGUCGGGCCCCGCGGCGUGCGCGGCCGUGUGCGCGCUCGUCGACCUCGGCCCGGCCCACCGCGGGGCGCGCAACAUGCUCGCCGUGCUCGCGUGGGUGUUCCUCUGGUGGGUCACCGGCGCCGUGCCGCUGGCCGUCGCCUCCAUGGCGCCGCUCUUCCUCUUCCCGCUCUUCGGCGUCGCCGGCGCCGACGCCGUCGCCAAGUCUUACAUGGACGACGUCAUCUCGCUCAUCAUCGGCAGCUUCAUCCUCGCCCUCGCCAUCGAGCACUACCAAAUCCACCGUCGCCUCGCCCUCAACAUCACGGCGCUGUUCUGCGGGGACCCGGUGCGGCCGCCGCUGCUGCUGCUGGGGAUCACCGGCACCACCUUCUUCGUCAGCAUGUGGAUCCACAACACGGCGUGCACGGUCAUGAUGAUGCCGGUGGCGACGGGGAUCCUGCAGAGGCUGCCGCGGGGCGGCGCCGGGGCGCCCGGGUGCCAGGAGGAGGAGGAGGAGGAGGUGCGGCGGUUCUCCAAGGCGGUGGUGCUCGGCGUGGUGUACGCGUCGGCGAUCGGGGGGAUGGCGACGCUGACGGGCACCGGCGUCAACAUCAUCCUGGUCGGGAUGUGGUCCACAUACUUCCCGGACCAGGAGCCCAUCACCUUCAGUUCAUGGAUGUCCUUCGGGCUGCCCAUGGCGCUCAUCAUCUUCGUGGCGCUCUGGGUCACCCUCUGCUUCAUGUACUGCUCCAAGAACACCGGCAAGGCACUCUCUGCUUACCUGGACAGAAGCCAUCUGAGAAGAGAGCUCAGCUUGUUAGGUCCAAUGGCUUUUGCAGAGAAGAUGGUUUUGGCUGUGUUUGGGGGUCUAAUUGUGCUAUGGAUGACCAAGAGCCUGACAGAUGACAUACCUGGGUGGGGAGCUCUCUUCCACAACAACGUUGGAGACGGAACAGUCACCAUCAUGAUGGCUACACUGCUCUUCGUAAUCCCAAGUGGAAAGAACAAGGGCGAGAAGCUGAUGGACUGGAACAAGUGCAGGAAGCUCCAGUGGGACAUAAUCCUCCUCCUCGGCGCAGGCUUCGCCAUUGCUGACGGCUUCAGCUCAAGUGGCCUGACUGAUAUCCUCUCUGACGGGCUCAGGUUCCUGAAGGACGCGCAGACGGUGGUCAUCGUUCCUGUGGCCUGCGUUGUUGCUGCUGUCAUCACAGAGUUCACGUCUGAUGAUGCAACCACGACGCUGGUGUUGCCUCUGUUCGCGGAGUUGGCGAAGUCUAUCAAUGUGCACCCGGUGUUGCUUAUGAUUUCUGGAGCAGUUGGGGCUCAGCUAUCAUACUUGUUGCCUACUGGAUCACCGUCAAACGUCGUUGGGUUCAGUACUGGCCACAUUACCAUCAAGGAUCUUGUAACUACCGGGCUACCCCUGAAGAUUGUCGGAAUCGCAUCUCUGACAAUCUUGCUGCCAAGUUUAGGAUCACAGAUUUUUGGCACAAACAGCAGGUCCUAGGAGCACGAAUGCAAAUUUUGGGUUGUUCAUCUCUCCUGGUCCAGUAGUCUAUUUGUACAGUAGUUUCCUUAUGUCACAUUUGUCUCCUAGUUGAGGCUAUGGGGUAAUAUUCUCUGAUUUGUAUAAGAGUAAGUUAUACUCCCUCCAUUUCAAAUUGUAGGUCGUUUUGGCUUUUGUAGGUUCGUAGAUGUCGCUAUGCACUUAGAUAUAUACUAGGUUUAGAUUCGUAACAAAAUUUAUGAACCUAAUAAUGUCAAAACGACCUGCAUUUUGGAACGGAGGGAGUAAGUAUUAAGAUUUGUAUGCAGCCACUGUGUGAAUAUAGUUGAAAUGCGCCGAUUUGAUCA
Molecule: messenger RNA, 2255 nt
Organism: Setaria italica (foxtail millet)
Lineage: Eukaryota; Viridiplantae; Streptophyta; Magnoliopsida; Poales; Poaceae
Product: tonoplast dicarboxylate transporter
Exons: 6
Coding region: 259-1908 (549 amino acids)
Biological process (GO): monoatomic anion transmembrane transport
Cellular component (GO): membrane
Molecular function (GO): transmembrane transporter activity
Source: RefSeq, a predicted model, not a curated record